AUGCUGACUAGGUUCCCGGGCCCGCGCUACCGGGAGCUGGCCAAGAACUGGAUGCCCACUGUGGCCAUGCGGGGCACCGUGGGUGCUGUGGGCCUGGUAUGGGCCACCGACUGGAGGCUGAUCCUGGACUGGGUAUCCUACAUCAGCGGCAAAUUUAAGAAGGACGAUUGA
This is a messenger RNA of Chrysochloris asiatica (Cape golden mole), 171 nucleotides long. RefSeq names its product cytochrome b-c1 complex subunit 10-like. Gene Ontology annotation, biological process: mitochondrial electron transport, ubiquinol to cytochrome c. Lineage: Eukaryota; Metazoa; Chordata; Mammalia; Afrosoricida; Chrysochloridae. The record is from RefSeq and is a predicted model, not a curated record. The transcript has a single exon. The coding region runs from base 1 to 171 and encodes 56 amino acids. Gene Ontology annotation, cellular component: mitochondrial inner membrane.